AUGGCGUCUGACGACCAGCAGUCCAGCAUGCUGGAAGCUCUACAGGAAAUUCAGCGCACGCAGGCUCUUCUAGUGAACGCGGUCGAAUCGCUUUCUGGUAGAUCAAUCGAAGAAUCAGGUGGAGAUGCUGGCAAGAACACCAUCCUUGAGCCAGGUUCUCGUGAAGAUGACAAUGAGGGUGGAGCGCCUUCAGUAGAAGUUCCUGCUGCCUCUGGAGACAAAUUGAAAGCUCCUGCGCUCCCCUCACCCGACCAGCGCCAGCAGCAAGGAUUCACAUCGCGUAUUAUUCUGACGACUUACCCCAAGCAGAUUGGAAUUAAUCCUUUGCCCAUGGAAUGGGGGAAUCAAGACCCCGUUAAGCGUGGCCCUAUCGUAGUUUCAAGGGCUGCUUCUACUAUUCGACGUCGUAAUGGUUCGUCCGUCCGUCCGUCCGUGUCUGUGAUGCAUCCGUUGGAGCCCAGUGAGUUAUCAAUCACCGUUCACUUCGAGGGAAACUAUGCUAAACAAGUGGUUAGUGGUGGUUCGUACUCGAUCUACUAUGCCCUCGCCGUCGCCAGUAACGAAUUGAACGCCGACCACCGUCCCGACUUCACCAACACCGAGCCGGCCGCGAACAUUGGCCCUUUCCCUCAAUGGGGAGACCCCAAGAAGAUUGUUGCCAUGGACCCCUGGGGACAUCUCGCCCCUUGGCUGUUCAAGGACACCAUCGAGAAGGACAACGUCGAUAUUCGACCGACCAUUGCCAUCACCAAGGCUCAUAUGAAGCUUCCUGAACUUGCCGAGAGUGUCAAGGCUGGCAGACUGGUACCCGAUGGCAAGGUUUGCCUGAAUGAUCAGGGUGAACUGGCAGUGACCAAGUUUGCUGUUGAACCAGUCUGGUACCUCCCCGGUGUGGCAGAGCGAUUCGGAAUCGACGAGGCCACCCUACGACGCUCCCUGUUUGAGCACACAGGAGGAAGCUACCCGGAGCUUAUCACCCGCGGAGACAUUAAAGUAUUCCUUCCUCCGAUUGGCGGUCUCACUGUGUACUGCUUCGGAGAUCCAGCCAAGAUGUCGGAUGAGUCGGUUCGACUGUCUCUGCGAAUCCACGACGAGUGCAACGGUAGCGACGUGUUCGGAUCUGAUAUCUGUACUUGCCGUCCUUACUUGAUCUUUGGUAUCGAGGAAGCUGUCAAAGAGGCUCAGAAUGGUGGCAGUGGUGUUGUCAUCUACUUCAGAAAGGAAGGCCGUGCGUUGGGAGAGGUCACCAAGAGGACCGAGAACAUUGCAGGUGUCAAGGACAUGCGAUUCCAGGCUCUCAUGCCGGAUAUCCUGCACUGGCUGGGCAUCAAGAAGAUUGACAGGAUGCUUAGCAUGAGCAACAUGAAGCAUGAUGCGAUUGUCGGACAAGGAAUCCCUAUCCAUGAGAGGGUCGAGCUUCCAGAAGAACUGAUACCCGCUGACUCGCGAGUCGAAAUUGACGCCAAGAUUACAGCUGGCUAUUUUACCACUGGCAAACGUAUGACUACCGAAGAGCUCCAGGCGGUCCAGGGAAGAAUAUGGGAAGACUUCGAUCAUUAA
Fusarium proliferatum ET1 is the source of this 1560-nucleotide messenger RNA. RefSeq lists its product as uncharacterized. Lineage: Eukaryota; Fungi; Ascomycota; Sordariomycetes; Hypocreales; Nectriaceae. The transcript has 17 exons. The record is from RefSeq and is a predicted model, not a curated record. The coding region runs from base 1 to 1560 and encodes 519 amino acids.